Aspergillus puulaauensis is the source of this 636-nucleotide messenger RNA. RefSeq lists its product as uncharacterized. NCBI's taxonomy places the organism in Eukaryota, Fungi, Ascomycota, Eurotiomycetes, Eurotiales, Aspergillaceae. The transcript is spliced from 2 exons. Bases 1 to 636 code for a protein of 211 amino acids. The record is from RefSeq and is a predicted model, not a curated record.
AUGGACUUCCCGCAAAGACCAGGACAGCCACUUCUGCAACCUGCGCGCGUGCUCGUCCAGACACUGACACACCUGCUUCCCUCAGAUGGAAAGAUCUAUAAGCCGGAAAGAAAUCCUGGCGGCGAUAAGCUUUACUCCAUGCUUCACCGGAUUUGCCAGCACGUCUGGAGUCAUUCAUAUGACUCCGACUUCUUUCGGUGGUACGGAUACAACGACGACCAGCUCGGCUACAACAACCGGCCUUGCUUUUUCCUCGUUGACCAUGGCGAAGCCGAUAAUGAAGCCGAUGUACCCGUACUUGCGUUUGAAUGGACUGGCGAGGAGUUUAAACCCAUGCCCGGCCUAUUGCAGUCGCCGGAUGUACAGGAGGAACUGAAGGCCACUCCAUUUAUGACGCCACCGCCGUCUUCAGAGCCUGCUAAGCCGUACCCUGUACGGAAAAUGGUGAGAAGCAUGCUACGGAGCGUCGAGCGGGUUCCGGAUUGGCAUCUCCAAUAUAUCACAGGGCAUCCCGAAGAUAUGGAGUGGCUGAAAAGGAAGCUAAGGCCUAGAUUCUACGAGAAUUUGCUCGCCCAGAUCGAGGCGCGGCCAAGAGAGAAGGAGGAAGACGCGAAGGAGGCUUCGGAGCCUGUGUAG